This is a messenger RNA of Dendrobium catenatum, 876 nucleotides long. RefSeq lists its product as uncharacterized. NCBI's taxonomy places the organism in Eukaryota, Viridiplantae, Streptophyta, Magnoliopsida, Asparagales, Orchidaceae. Gene Ontology annotation, molecular function: DNA binding. The record is from RefSeq and is a predicted model, not a curated record. Bases 1 to 876 code for a protein of 291 amino acids. The transcript has a single exon.
AUGGAUCUACCAACAGUUUCGUCUCAUGGUGUGCGUGAAAAGAUUGAUAUUGCUUGGAGUCAUUGUAGUGAAACUAAAGGUGCAGAUGAUAAAAAACAAUAUAGAUGCCUACAUUGUGGGAUUAUAUAUAAAGGUGGAGGAAUUAAUAGGCUAAAGCAGCAUCUAGCAGGAGUAAGAGGUAACAUAUCUUCGUGCAAAAAAGUCCCACAUGACAUUCGUCACCAGAUGAUAGAAAAUUUAAAAGAAAUAGGCAAGAAAAAAGCACAAACCCAGGAGGAAUUAGAGCAGAACACAACAUUGUUUGUUGAUGAACAUAUAGAUGAUGAAAGGGGGUCUUCAUCACUUCCAAAGUCACAAACAUCUGAUGCACACCAUGAAGGACUUGAUAAAGGGAAGAGAAAGAAAGAUGAAAUAGAUAACUUUUUUGCACCAAGAACUAAACCAGGUUCUCAACCCUCAUUGAAAAGUGUAAUGGCUUCCAAAGAAGCCAUAUAUCGUGCUGAUUUAGCAGUUGGAAGAUGGUUUUACGAUAGUUGCAUCCCCUUCAAUGCCAUAAACUCUCCUUUUGCGCAGAAGGCAAUUGAUGCUAUAGCUGCAAUUGGACCUGGUUAUAAGUUGCCAUCCUAUCACAAAUUGAGAGUUAAUCUUCUGCGAGAUUGCAAAGAGGAAUGUCGGUUGCUGAUAGAUUCAUAUAGAAGAUCUUGGAAAGAAAUAGGUUGCACACUCAUGGCAGAUGGUUGGACAGAUAACAGAAAUAGAACUUUGAUUAAUUUUCUUGUUUAUUGUCCAAGGGGCUUAGCAUUCCUGAAAUCUGUUGAUGCUUCUGAUAUUACAAAGGAGCGAAGACACUUGUUCACUAUUGGUGAAGUUGCGUAG